Messenger RNA from Empidonax traillii (willow flycatcher), 2134 nucleotides. RefSeq names its product DEAD-box helicase 18 (gene DDX18). Gene Ontology annotation, biological process: maturation of LSU-rRNA from tricistronic rRNA transcript (SSU-rRNA, 5.8S rRNA, LSU-rRNA). Gene Ontology annotation, molecular function: nucleic acid binding; ATP binding; RNA helicase activity. NCBI's taxonomy places the organism in Eukaryota, Metazoa, Chordata, Aves, Passeriformes, Tyrannidae. Gene Ontology annotation, cellular component: nucleolus. The transcript is spliced from 14 exons. Bases 75 to 2021 code for a protein of 648 amino acids. The record is from RefSeq and is a predicted model, not a curated record.
UCCCGGACGCGGCGCACCCACGUGUGCCGGGACAGCGGGGCCGCCACCGGGACAGCGGGGCCGCCACCGCCGCGAUGUCGGUGCCGGCGACCGCCAGCAACCUGCCCAUGCGGCUGCUCCGCAGGAAGAUCCACAAGCGCAACCUGAAGCUGCGGCAGCGCAACCUGAAGCUGCGGGCGGCCGAGGGGGCAGUGCCCUCCCUGGGCCAGGCGGCUUCCCAGGGACCCCCGGAGGAGGAAGAGGAGGAGGAGGCAGCGGCAGCCCCGGAGGUGGAGGAGAGCGCGGAGCCUGCGGACGCUGCCGGACCCCGCGGCGGGGAGAAGGAGAAGAAGAAAAAGAAGAAGAAGAAGAGGAAAGCGGCGGCUGAUGCGGGAGAUGAUACAGAAACCAAAAAAGCAAAAACUGAAGAGGAUGAAUCUGCAGAGGUAGAAAAUGGACGUAAGCAGAAUUCCGAAAAGAAAGAAGUGGAAGAGGAGGAUGAUGAGGAGGAUGAAGUGCCCAGUUUACCACUAGGUUUAACAGGUGCUUUUGAAGACAAUUCUUUUGCUUCCCUGGCUGGUGCUGUCAGUGAGAAUACAUUGAAAGGCGUGAAUGACAUGGGGUUUACACACAUGACUGAAAUUCAGCAUAAAAGUAUUAAGCCUCUUCUGGAAGGCAGGGAUAUUUUAGCAGCUGCAAAAACGGGCAGUGGCAAAACACUUGCAUUUCUCAUUCCUGCAGUAGAGCUCAUCUACAAGCUGAAAUUCAUGCCUAGAAAUGGAACGGGUGUCAUUAUUCUUUCUCCUACUCGAGAGCUUGCUAUGCAGACCUAUGGGGUUCUUAAAGAACUCAUGAAUCAUCAUGUUCACACCUAUGGUCUGAUAAUGGGGGGCAGUAACAGAUCAGCAGAAGCACAGAAGCUUGGAAAUGGAAUCAACAUCAUUGUAGCAACACCAGGAAGGCUGCUGGAUCAUAUGCAGAACACUCCAGGUUUCAUGUAUAAGAACUUGCAGUGUUUGGUAAUUGACGAGGCAGAUCGAAUCUUGGAGGUUGGAUUUGAAGAAGAAAUGAAACAGAUCAUAAAACUUUUGCCAAAGCGCAGACAGACGAUGCUUUUCUCUGCUACACAAACCAGAAAGGUUGAAGAUCUGGCAAAGAUCUCUCUGAAGAAAGAGCCACUGUAUGUUGGGGUUGAUGAUAACAAGGAGACAGCAACAGUAGAUGGUCUUGAACAGGGGUAUGUAGUGUGUCCGUCUGAAAAAAGGUUCCUUUUGCUCUUCACAUUCCUCAAGAAAAACCGGAAGAAGAAACUGAUGGUAUUUUUUUCUUCAUGUAUGUCAGUGAAGUACCACUAUGAAUUACUCAACUACAUUGAUCUGCCUGUUUUGGCCAUUCAUGGCAAGCAGAAGCAAACCAAACGUACUACAACGUUUUUCCAGUUCUGUAAUGCAGAAUCUGGAAUAUUGUUGUGCACUGAUGUUGCUGCCAGAGGAUUGGAUAUUCCUGAAGUUGACUGGAUCGUCCAGUAUGACCCUCCGGAUGAUCCCAAGGAAUAUAUUCAUCGUGUUGGUCGAACUGCCAGAGGCAUAAAUGGGAGAGGACACGCUCUGCUCAUUUUACGACCAGAAGAACUGGGCUUUCUGCGAUACCUAAAACAAGCCAGGGUACCGCUGAGUGAAUUUGAAUUUUCUUGGUCAAAAAUUUCAGACAUCCAGUCUCAGCUGGAAAAACUGAUAGAGAAGAAUUAUUUCCUUCACAAGUCAGCCCAGGAGGCAUACAAAGCUUACAUUAGAGCUUAUGACUCCCAUUCUCUGAAGCAGAUCUAUGAUGUCAACAACUUGGAUCUUCCCAAAGUCAGCCUUUCAUUUGGUUUUAAAGUUCCUCCGUUUGUUGACCUCAAUGUGAACAGCAACCAUGGCAGAAGACUACAGAAAAGAGGUGGAGGUGGAGGAUUCGGUUACCAGAAGUCCAAGAGUGUCCACAAAGCGAAAAUCUUCAAGCACAUCAGCAAGAAAUCAGACAAUCGGCAGUUUUCUCGUUAAUCAUCCAGUCAUUCAAAUGGCUGCUGGCAUUGGAAUAGCCCACCUUGAUCAAAACCAUCUGGCAGUUACUCUCAGUUUAAACUGCUCCAUUUGCAUUUCUAGUUUUUGUGGUU